This is a messenger RNA of Lucilia cuprina (Australian sheep blowfly), 299 nucleotides long. RefSeq lists its product as uncharacterized. The transcript has 3 exons. The coding region runs from base 84 to 290 and encodes 68 amino acids. Lineage: Eukaryota; Metazoa; Arthropoda; Insecta; Diptera; Calliphoridae. The record is from RefSeq and is a predicted model, not a curated record.
UUUCUCUACACAAACUAGUUAGAGUAUUCUGCGAAAGAACAAAAAUACAUAAUAUUAAAUAAAAAACCGCAACAUCCACAAAAAUGCCAGCUGGACGUGUUGCCGGAAAAGCUGGUUAUUCCACCAACUAUUAUAAUGAUGGACGUUCAUAUGUUGGCAUUAAUGAAGAGAUUAUGUGGGUCAGCAUUGGCAUGGGCAUAACCAUUGCCGUAUUGAUAACUAUUGCGCUCUGUUAUAUAGCACGUGAAAAAUGCCAGAAACGUCAAAGGGAAUAUUAUGUGACAGCAUAGCUGGCUUCA